AUGGCAUCGGUACCAAACCUUCCAUCUCGCUAUGAGAUUCGGCCGCUCGAGCCAAAACACUGUAACUGGGCCCAGGCCAUUGUAGCUCUUAGCAACGUCUAUCAGACAACCGUAUGGACAGCCUCAUGUCCAGAAGAGUUGACGCGGCGUGCCUACAAAGUCUGCAAAAGUAUGGCAUAUCUGAUACAGCAUCAAAUUGAAUCCGGCCACUCAUUGGGAGUUUUUGACAGAGAAUACGAGUUCAAACGGCCAGAGUCCGUCACCACUUCAGGAAGACUCUACUGGGACGCUGAUGACGAGACUGUCAGCUUCACCAAGCUGCUUGAUCAGAUGGAUUUCCCUCUUGUGUCAGUCGCUAUGGCAUACGACAGCUUCGAUGCGCUGAAUCCUGAAAGGCUGAUGGAUAUGAUGGCAGCUCUCCCUGGCUUCGGACCUGCCAUGGGUGCCUUGCAAGCAGCCGAUCAACGAAACAAUUCCUGGAAAGCCACUGGCGCAGGUCAAGUAUUAUUCCGGGCUGCGACGAGCACGCGGCACGAGUAUGAGGGCAAGGGCAUCAUGAAAUCACUGGCGCACCACCUAAUGCGCACUGCGGCAGCAAAGGGGUUUCGAGCGAUUCAAAUCGAAUGCGUGUCCGAUGCGGUCACCCACGUCUGGAGCCAUCCUCCAGAGCCAUUCCACACGGACCUCGUGAGCGAGAUUAACAGCAUGGAUGUGAUGGCUGAGGAUGAAUCUGGCAGCACGUAUUAUCCGCUUAGGCCAGCGAAGCAGAGACUGUACAAGAUGCCACAACAAGCCUCAACCAAAUCAUUCUCCUUCGUCAACUAUGAUGGUCCAAACCUCGCCACUGAUGCGCAGGUUCGGCGGCGCAUCCGACAGCAGGCAAUGAAAGACACUGCCACGGCCCGGAGACAGAGGGGAGACUAUGGCAAGCACAACAUGAGGCAGUAUCCCAUGUUCGUGGGACCCAAGCCGUUGCUUGACGACGAUUCAGAGGCUCUUGAUGAUGCCUCAAGUCUAGAUCAAUUGCAGCGCUUUUACCAGCCUCCCUCCCUUUCCAUGCCUUUUGCCUUCCAAGACCCGAUGAUGCCCAAGCAAUUCUCUGUUCUCCUUAAUCUCAUGCCGCUAACUGGCCUCCGCCUCGGUGUCGGCACGCUUUCUCACUAUUUAUACGAACCAACACAGCCUAAAGAUCGUAUCAUCGCAGCCCAAGUCUCAAGUCAGAGGCUCUUGUCAUUUAUACCCAGCCGAUACGGGCACGUGUCGCUGCUCCGCCACGCAACCGAUUGUGUCAUUGCAAAGCUUCAGUACCUAUCCCAGCGAGAGGAGGAUAGAUCGCCCAAAGGCGAUUUGAAGGCGCUGAUGCACUAUCAAAAAGCACUCAAGGCGCUGCAACAUGCCUUGCUCGAUGAGCGCGAGUGGGCAAAACCAGAGACGCUAUGUGCCACACAACUAUUGGGAAUAUUCGAGGCUCUCAAUGGAGAUGAAAGGGAAGAUUCUUGGAUGCACCACGUUGGCGGUGCAGCUCGGCUAGUAGAGGCUCGAGGCGCCCAUAUGUUCAAUACAGAAUUCGAAAAGGCUUUAUUCCUGGCGCAUAUCGGGCCAACGGUGAUGUCAGCAUUCUUGAAUAACACGCCUUGCUUUCUGGAAGAAUCCCAGUGGCAAGCCGUUAUUCGAGAGGCCGUUAGUGAAGACACAACUCUUACAAACGACAAGGAAUUUGCUCUUGCUCUAUGGGGAGGCCUCAUUGAGAUGCCAAGACUGUUCAAAAGAACAACAGAGUUGUUGCUUUCACCAUGUGCGCCUUCACAGAAAGACAUUGACGAUAUCACAGAACGCCUCUUGGCAAAGCGUAAAAAUCUCGUGAUUUGGCUAAGUCUGAUAAAGAAGCAUCCCAUAGUCCAAACCAGCGGUCUUAGCGAAGAUGAAUAUGGAGUUCUGGUCUUUCCUGGCGACUUUGACUAUAGGAAGUUAGGCCCCUGGUGUCUAACGCGUCUAGCUUUACGAGGAACAUACGCAGUCUGUCGAAUGAUCAAGUCACGCCUCUUAUAUGCUAUUGCUCCAGCAACAUUCCAUGACUUGGAAGUUGAGGCGCAAGAAAUUGCACAUCGCAUUCUCAACCUAAAGGAAGAGAUGGCCCCUUUCAAAGAUUCAGCUUUGAUAUGGAAUCAGUUUAUGGCGCAAGGCAGCUGGAUUGCCAAGGGUAUAGCUGAAACAAAGGACGCAUGGAGCAAGGAGGGCGAAGGGCACGACGGUAUGCUUGGCAAGUCCAAGUUUAAGAAGUGGAACCAAGUAAUAGGGAGGAAAAUAUCCUGA
Molecule: messenger RNA, 2313 nt
Organism: Trichoderma aggressivum f. europaeum
Lineage: Eukaryota; Fungi; Ascomycota; Sordariomycetes; Hypocreales; Hypocreaceae
Product: transcriptional regulator family: Fungal Specific TF
Exons: 4
Coding region: 1-2313 (770 amino acids)
Source: RefSeq, a predicted model, not a curated record